Recurvomyces mirabilis is the source of this 1131-nucleotide messenger RNA. RefSeq lists its product as uncharacterized. Lineage: Eukaryota; Fungi; Ascomycota; Dothideomycetes; Mycosphaerellales; Teratosphaeriaceae. The record is from RefSeq and is a predicted model, not a curated record. Gene Ontology annotation, molecular function: FMN binding; NADPH dehydrogenase activity. The transcript has a single exon. Bases 1 to 1131 code for a protein of 376 amino acids.
AUGGGUUCAGCACCACCUGCCAGCAAGCUCUUCGAGCCCAUCUCAAUCGGCAACAACAAACUCUCCAACCGUCUUGUGAUGGCUCCUUUGACGCGAUUCAGGGCUGACGAUAGCCACGUUCAACUGGACUUCGUCAAGGAAUACUACACUCAGCGAUCAGCCGUUGCCGGAACCCUUCUGAUUACUGAGGCUACAUUCAUCUCGCCCGAAGCCUCCGGAUUCCCCAACGUACCCGGAAUAUGGCACGACGACCAAAUCAAGGCAUGGAAAGAAAUUGUGGAGAGUGUGCAUGAAGCAGGAGGGGUGAUUUAUCUACAGCUAUGGGCUCUUGGACGUGCAGCCAACGCGGACACGAAGAAAACCGAAGGGACGGGCGAUGUAGUCAGCGCGAGCGAUGUUGCUAUGUCCGAUAACAGCCCGGCACCUCGUCCCUUGACUGAGGAGGAGAUUCAGACGUAUAUCAAGCAAUACGCUACUGCAGCGAAGAACUCGGUCGAGGGGGCUGGCUUCGACGGCGUAGAGAUCCACGGUGCGAAUGGUUACCUCAUCGAUCAAUUCACACAGGACAAUUCGAACAGGCGUACCGAUGCCUGGGGCGGGAGUGUAGAGAAACGGGCAAGGUUCUGCUUGGAAGUCAGCAAAGCCGUAGUCGACGCGGUGGGAGCGGACAAGACGGGAAUUCGUCUGAGCCCGUGGUCCACCUUCCAAGGCAUGAAGAUGGAGGACCCAAUACCGCAGUUCUCCUACGUAAUGCAAGAGCUCAAGAAGCUGAAGCUUGCUUACGUCCAUUUGGUCGAGUCGCGUAUCUCUGGCAACGCCGACGUUGAGACCACAGAGAAGAUCGACCCCUUCAUCGACAUCUGGGCGGGCACAUCACCAAUCUUGGUCGCUGGUGGUUUCAAACCUGAUAGUGCGAGGCGGGCUGUGGAUGAGGAGUACAAGGAUAAAGAUAUUUUGAUAGUGUUUGGGCGGUAUUUCAUCUCGAAUCCUGAUUUGGUUUAUAGGUUGGAGAAGGGGAUUGAGUUUACGGCUUAUGACAGGGAUACUUUUUACAAGGCGAAGAGUGAGGAUGGCUAUACUGAUUAUCCUUUCUCUGAGGAGUGGAAGAAAGAGCAUUCGGCGAAGGUUUGA